AUGCCGAGACCAAAAUAUUGCCAACAUCCAUCGAGACACGCAACGUCUACAUCAAGAGCAAAAGGAGUUAGAGCAGUCUCAUUGAAAUUAUCCAUGUUUUUAAUCAGUCGAUAUGAUAUCACGGACACUCGUGUUCAUUGGCUCUGUCAUAGAUGUCAUACAUUGGAAUCAAAUGAAAUGAAAAUUCAUCAACCAAUGCAAAUCAACAACAAUCGAAGCCUCACUGACGAUGAAUAUGCGGUAGAAGAUAUUUCUUCUGGUGAAGAUGAUGAUGAAGAAGAUGAGGAUAAUGUUUACAUGAAUGACAACAUGAAAGUUGAGACAAAAGACAACGAUGAAGAAACUGAUGCUGAAUCAACGGAUGAAGAAUCAGAUGAUGGUUCUUAUAAUCUUGAAUAUCACCAAAAUGAAGCAAUAGAAAAAUUAUCCACUGUCUUCCGAUUAUUGAAUAUAAAUCCAAUUCACAACAAGGUGGCUGUUCGUCCCAUUCGUGCUAAAAUCGAUGAAGUAUACAGAUAUCUUCAUGGAUUAUGCGAUGUGUUAGAAGGAAAACCUCAAGAUCAACGCAAUGCAAAUCCACAUAAUCUGUUGAUUAGUGAACCAAACGAGCCUUUGGAUGGCCUGAAAAGGUUUCUUCGAUGA
Molecule: messenger RNA, 642 nt
Organism: Rotaria sp. Silwood2
Lineage: Eukaryota; Metazoa; Rotifera; Eurotatoria; Philodinida; Philodinidae
Source: the annotation of a GenBank genome assembly